GCUAGUACAUCACGCAUGCGCGGGUUGUUUGAUCACGGAUGGUGCUGCGUAUCGGGCAAGUUUGAGAGGUUCCAGUGAGUAGGUGCCCGGGGCCGGGCUGAGGGGGCGGUCGGUCGGUGCCAGCGGGGCGUGAGGGGAGCUGAGGGCGUCCUGUCAGUGCCUCCUCCUCAGGUCAGGCAUGUUCUAGGCUGCUGGUACCCCCAUGGCUGCCUACCACUGCUGUGUGCCCUUCUGUAACAGUGACUCCAGGUACAAUGCAGACAAGAAGAUCUCCUUCCACAGGAUCCCAGCCUUCCAUGUGGAGCCGCAGAGACACCGGGACUGGCUGAACCGGAUCCGCAGAGAACCGGGGCCCAGCUUCAAGGUCUCCAGCUGCACCCGAGUCUGUUCCAAACAUUUCCUCCCGUCUGAUUUCGUGAGGACGUUGACAGGAAAAAGGAACCUGAAGCCUUACAGCGUGCCCUGCAUCUUCCAGUGGUCGGCAGAGGAGAAGACCCAGGAGCCCAUGUCUGUCCCCAAGAGGAACUCCGGGAGCAGCAAGCACAAGCUUCAGCCCAUAUUGCCUUCACAACCCCAAGUCCAGAACAAUAAGCCUUCCCAAGCGGUGGAGAUGACGGCGUCUAUACUGGACCACUGCUACGACUUGCCCCCGAUGACCGAUACCGAAAUGCUGCACGCGGCCCGUGAGGAGAUCGGCCGUCUACAGCAUCGCAAUGCCUCCCUGGAGAAGAGUCUGUUCUUUCUGGAGCGCUUCUCCGCUGACUCGGGCCUUAUUCACUUUUAUACCGGAUUUAAGGACUAUUCGACGUUGAAAGUCGUUUUUUCUACCCUGACUGAAACCGAGGGCAGCUCCGUAAAAUGGAAGCAGUGCCAGCAAGAAGGGUACAGACACGUCGACAAGGGGUCCCCCGCUGAAGCAGAGGGCAUGCCACAGAUGGACCAGUUCUUCUUAUUUCUAUGCAAGGUUCGCCAGGGAUUCCACGACCAGGAUCUAGCUGUCCGCUUUAACAUCUCGCAGACCAGGGUUGUCCGGGUCAUUGUCACAUGGGCGCACUAUUUGUAUCUUGUCCUUGGUGAAAUCCCUCUUUGGCGCAGCCGAGAAACCGGGUGCCAGGAUGUGCCAGAAUGCUUCAAGGCGUCCUACCCUCGUGCCCGGGUGACUUUACAUUGUGCAGAGAUUAAGGUCCAGACGAGCGAGACGGAGAACAAACCUUCUCAGGUGUAUUGCAAUCAUGCCGUGUACAAAGGCUUGCUUGGCAUAGCCCCCCACGGAGCGGUCAUAUUUAUAAGCCCACUCUAUUCUGGGUGUGCAUCCAAGAGAGAGAUCGUUAAGUCAUCCGGCAUCUUGGAGUUGUUGGAAGCUGGAGAUUGGAUGGUAACUGAGAAGGAUUUCCUCAUCCAAGAUUUGGUGGAAUCUGUUGGCGCCUUCGUGGUCAUCCCUCCUAUUAUCACCACGGCUGCUCUCCCUAGGGAGUGCCACGAAGCCACGGUCAUGGUAAGCCAGCCGUCAACUGAGCAAAAUGCCAUGUUCAUCCUAGCAUCCACUAACGAGAAGGGGCAGGAGACCUUGGUUGUGACCACCUCGCCAGGGGUAGAAGAUUCGCUUGUGGAACUGGAGCGCUCAGCAGGAGAGGUGGAUGUGGUCGAGGAGGUUGUGACCGAAGAGAAGUUGGUGGAAGAGGUGGUGACCACCACAGACGGCGUAGAAGAGGGUUCUGAAGACCACAGUCGGCCUGGAGGGGAAGUAAGACACCUGGCCAAAAGGAAAGCCCGACAUUAUGGCCGGGAGGAGGUGGUAAGGUGCGCGCCCCACCUGGAGAAGGAAGCUGCUGGACUAAACAAGGACAUAAAUUCCCUCGCUCGUCUAAGAAUUUGCAUAAACCAAGACAUAGAGAGAGUUCGCCAGUACCAUCUGUUCGAUAACGUCCUUCCGUAUGCGUUAAGUGGCACUGCCAAUCAGUUGUGGGCCGUGUGCGCCAUGCUAAGUAAUAUCAACGGGUCACUGAGCUAAGAUGUGAAUGGUGGAUGUAAAGGGAAGACGUGGAACAGCGGAAAGUUCCCCUUAAGUUGGGACAUUACCCAAAUAAAGACUAAAGGACCCUGUAAAGUGCCAGUGGGGGAGGGGGCACAAAAUCCGGUAUGUCCUAUAUGGAGAUAACAUGACUUGCCAUAACAUUUAAAGGAGCAGCAGGGUAAGACACAAAUAAGUAUCCCCGGGACCCCCACCAAUCAGAUGAACAGGACCGCAGUGCUCACUGGAGCCCCUGACUCCUUAAAGGGGUUUUCUGGGAAUAAUUUCCUUUCAUCUAAUGCCCGCAGCCUGUCCCUGCUCCUCGCGGCUCCGGUCCUCUGCGCUGCCUCUGCCGUGUGCACGUUCCGUGGCUGGUAUCAGCAGUAAUGUGCCACUUAUGACCGUGCGGGGACCGGGACACCGACACAGCGGGGGGCAGGGGAGUAUGAAUCCUCUGUUUAGUGCCCACAGCCUGCUUCCGUAAACAGUGAUUAUUCCUGGAAAACCCCUUUAACUGCAGCACCGGCACAUGGUGGCUGCAGAAGUGACUAUCAUUCUGCUAACGGGUGGGGGUCCCGGUGAGAGAACUUAGGUUGCACAUUGACGGACCUUUUGAAGGAUACACAAUCCAUGUAUAAUCCCAGAAAAGCCCUUUAAGCACUGGUCAUGUGGAGCUGCAUGUUAUAGAUCAGGAGGAGCUGAGCCGAUUGGUAUAUAGCAGGGAUCGGCAGCCUCCGGCACUACAACUGCCAGCAUGUUUCAUUGGUUCAUGCUCGUCUAUGGGAGUUAGAAGAAUAGCCCAGCAUGUUGGCACGCUGUGAGUUGUAGUUGAUCCUUGGUGUAUAGUCCUAUGGGAGAAGAUUCUGCAAAGCUUGUAUUUCAUUCAUAUAAAUUCCUGCUCAUUUUAGGCUUUGGAGUCCAGGAGGCGGUCCUACGAAUGAUUGACAGCCUCCGCUCUAUGACUGCGUGUACAGAGAGAGCUGUCAGUCACUGCACUUCAGAGACCAGAAUGAGCAGGGAAUUAAAGGGCCAGUCCCCUCCUGGUAUUUGGGCCCCUCAUCCAGCAGAAGUCAAUAGAAGGCACUUACCAAUUGCUUUGCGUCUCUGGCAGUGCCUCCUUUCCCAGCUCUGGCUCCCCAUUCUCCUGGCAUGUGUGCGGCUGGUUGUUGGGUGAUACUGCCAGCCCUGCGAUCUUGCAGCGGCGGCCGUGCUUGCGCACGGAGAUGAAGUCCUUUGCUUAUUGCGGUCGCCAAGAUCGUAGGGACUCGCAUAUCCAACUGCUAGCCCGGUCACCACUCUGCAACAUAUCCUGUUUCAAUAGAACAGCUCCAGGACAUGAACAGAAGCCCCGGAGCUGUAAUAAUCCAGCAUUGGGAUCUCGCCUGUCAUUACAACGCUGCUUGCCUUCGCUUUCAUUCAUAUGGAACGAAUCCGUCCACGGAGGACGCGCUGAGCUCCGGAGCUGCCGUGGAGGUGAACACGGGAGAUGGGACAACCCCCUUUAAAUUAAUGAAAUACAAGCUGCACCAAAUCUUUUCCCAUAAAACUAUAUAUCGACCUGCAGAUCAGACGCCAUGUUCAGCGUGACAGGUUCCCUUAAAUCUGUCGCACAAUUCCUUAAAGGGGCUGCCCAGGAUCAGAGAAAUAUGGCUGCUUUCUUCUAGAAACGGCACCACCCCUGUCCUUGAGUUGUGGCGGCUAUUGCAGCUCCGCUUCAUUACAGUGAAUGGGACCGAAUUGCAAUACCACACACAACCUGUGGACAGGUGUGUCGCUGUUUUUGAAAGAAAGCAGCCAUUCUUUUCAAACACUGUACAAACCCUUUAAGCUGGCCGUACACGUAAAAUGUAUGUCUAUUCUUGGGAUAGGUCAUCAAUAUAAGAUCAGGAAGGGUAGGACCUCUGGCACCCCCGUGAGCUCACCAGGCACAGCGCCAUCCAUUGUAUAGUGGCUGUGCUUGGUAUCACAGCCCAGCCCCAUUCACUUGAGUGCGUCUGAGCUUUGUACAGGAGUCGGACCCCGCCGAUCUAAUAUUGAUGACCUAUCCUGAGGAAAGGCCAUCAAUAUAUAAAUGGGAAAACCCUUUUAAAGGGGAUGUCCAGCCUAGGAGCCUGCAAGCCCUAUGAAAUGGACCUGGGCCACUGGACAUGACUCUCCUGUCCGCAGUCCAGCUGGGUCACGUGACCACAGUGGCCAAUCACAGGCCGGUCACAUUGACUUGAACGGACCUCCCAGCUGUGAUGUAACCGUUAAGCUAAUGUGACUGCUGAGGCUUGUGAUUGGCUGCAGCGGUCACGGGACCCAGAUGCUUCCCGGACAGGUGAGUCUUUAUGUUUUGGGGCAAAGGUCCGUGGCAUAGGGGUUAUCUGCUCCAAGGCUGGACAGCUCCUUUAGCUAUUGAUGACUUAUCUUUCCGAGUCCUGGGACCCCCGCCGAUCGUCUCCGGGGCUACACCGCUUCGUACACUGUGAAUGGGAGCAGUGCCGCAGUAACCUGGCAUGGCGCUGGGCUAUCCCAAUGCGGGGUUCUGGCACCAGCUGAUGGGUGAGGGUGCUGGAUCUGAUCCUUAGGAUGGGUCAUCGGUAGUUAAGUCCUGGACGCCCCUUUUAAGCAGAUCUGUCAGAAGAUUUGUCCCUAUGACGCCGGCUGACCUUCUAUAUGUAGAGGCACCUGUGUUGGUCCCAUGUUCCCGCAUUGCUGAGAAAAAUGAUGUCUUAAUAUAUGCAAAUGAGCCUCUAGGAGCAACGGGGGCGUUACCAUUACACCUAGAGGCUCUGCUCUCUGUGCAACUGCUGCUCCCUCUCCACUUUGGCAGGGCCGGGUGUGAUGAUGUAUUCACUGCCGGGCCCUGUCAGUGCAGAGGGCGUGGCCCUUGUGGAGAGAGCAGAGCCUCUAGGUGUAAUGGCAACGCCCCCGUUGCUCCUAGAAGCCCAUUUGCAUAUAUUAAGACAUAAUGUUUCUCAGCAAUGCGGGCACAUAGGAACAUGGGACCGACACGGGUGCCUCUACAUAUAGCAGGUCGGCCGGCGUCAUCGGGACAAAUCUGCUGACAGAUGCCUUUUAAGUGCUUUUCAUGCUUUAUUGCUUUUAUUUAUAGAUGUUUUCUUAGAUUAUUAUUUUUUUUGUACUAUGAAACUUGUGUAUGAAGCCGCCAUCUUAUCCUAAAUACAGAAUGUUCCGUGACCUUCA
This is a messenger RNA of Bufo bufo (common toad), 5200 nucleotides long. RefSeq lists its product as uncharacterized. The coding region runs from base 203 to 2011 and encodes 602 amino acids. The transcript is spliced from 4 exons. NCBI's taxonomy places the organism in Eukaryota, Metazoa, Chordata, Amphibia, Anura, Bufonidae. The record is from RefSeq and is a predicted model, not a curated record.